AUGGCCGAUACAUCACAAGUCAUCAGCGUUACGUGUCACGAAUUUACGAGUACCCAUGCAUCACGACCCGAUCUCCAUUACACUUUUGUCGUUAAAUUUCAACUUGGUAUAUCAAAGUAUUCUAAUAUUGGAAGGCUGUCCUUAGACAAACUUGGCUCCGAGCCAAGCUUUCGAGGGCCGACGAGAUAUGUAUCCAGCGAAAAGAAAAUGUACCGCCUUGUACUUCCUUUGGUGAGCGAGUUCAUUGCAAUUUGGCAUUUGGACACUAUUGAUUGUGAAUUUUAA
This is a messenger RNA of Leptosia nina, 285 nucleotides long. The record is from the annotation of a GenBank genome assembly. NCBI's taxonomy places the organism in Eukaryota, Metazoa, Arthropoda, Insecta, Lepidoptera, Pieridae.